GGGAGGGAGGAGAGGAACAGGGAGAAGGAGGCAGCACACUGACUGAGUUUCAGCACUGCAGAUCUUCCUGUCUGCCUUCAGCCGCUCUUUCUCUCACUUUGCUGGUGAAAGACAAAAAGCAUUGAGAGGAGGGAGGAGGAGAAUUGUGAAAGGAGUCUUUUUACUGAUGAUGGACGAGGAUUUCUUUCUUUUUAUUUAAUCUUUAAAGCCCCUGCGGCCUGGCUGAGGAUUCCUCCAAUCUGUGAACCGGUGGGCAUGUGACAUCACCCCCUCCGCCCCAUCUCUCCCUCCUUACAUCACUGCAUCUGGCCAAUCAGUGCUCAAGGAGAUCCAGUCACAUGAGAAUCCCCCCCAGUCUUGGUUACCAUGACAACGAGCACUGGUCCAGGCAGCAUCUUGCUGUGGUGAGAAAAGAGGAGGUGGAGGGGGGGAAGAAGGCAGGAGGAGAGGCAGAAAGAGAAGAGGAAAGGGAGGAAGGAAGAUAGAAAGACAGCAAUUCCGUUCUGAGGAAUAUCUUCAGCUUGUUCCUGUCUUCAUUCAGUACAGUGAAAUGAAGAUUCCUGAGGCUGGGAGUUAAAGCUCUCUACCAGAGAGAGGGUUUUUCCAGAGCUGAGGCUGGACCCAGAAGCCCCUUUCUGGGGGUGAGGGGGCCUCACAGCCCAGGAGUUAGUCUGGACCAUGGGAGAUGGAGGUGCCGGUGCGGCUGGAGGAGAUGGGGUGAAUCAGUCCCAUGUCCUGUUUGACAACUUUGUCCAGGCGACCACAUGUAAGGGCAUUCUCAAGGCCUUCCAGGAGCUAUGUGACCACCUGGAAGUAAAGCCCAGUGAUCACAGGGUCUUCUAUCACAAACUCAAGUCCAAACUCAACUACUGGAAGGCCAAGGCCCUCUGGGCCAAGCUAGACAAGAGGGCCAGCCACAAGGAGUACAAGAAGGGCCGUGCCUGUGCCAACACAAAGUGUCUGAUCAUUGGUGCGGGGCCAUGUGGCUUGCGUACAGCCAUCGAGCUGGCUUUCCUGGGGGCCAAAGUUGUGAUUCUGGAGAAGAGAGAUGCCUUUUCCAGAAACAAUGUGCUGCACCUCUGGCCCUUUACCAUCCAGGAUCUCAGGGGUCUUGGGGCCAAAAAGUUCUAUGGGAAGUUCUGUGCUGGUGCUAUCGAUCAUAUCAGUAUUCGUCAGCUUCAGCUUAUGCUUCUCAAAAUGGCACUCCUGCUGGGCAUUGAGAUCCAUGUGAACGUAGAGUUUAAAAGCCUUAUUGAGCCUCCUGAAGAUCAGGAAAGUGAAAGAAUUGGCUGGAGAGCUGAGAUCCACCCUAGGACACACCCCGUCAGCGAGCUGGAGUUUGAUGUCAUCAUUGGAGCAGAUGGAAGGAGAAACACGUUACCGGGGUUUCGGCGCAAGGAGUUCCGGGGAAAGCUCGCCAUCGCCAUCACUGCUAACUUCAUUAACAGGAACACAACGGCAGAGGCAAAAGUUGAAGAGAUCAGCGGUGUGGCCUUUAUCUUCAAUCAGAAGUUCUUUCAAGACCUCAGAGAAGCAACCGGCAUUGACCUGGAAAAUAUCGUCUAUUACAAGGAUGACACGCAUUACUUUGUGAUGACUGCCAAAAAACAGAGCCUGCUGGAGAAAGGAGUCAUUCUACAUGACUAUGCAGACACAGAGCUUUUGCUCUCCAGAGCCAACGUAGACCAGGCUGCCUUGCUGUCUUAUGCACGUGAAGCUGCAGAUUUUUCAACCAACCACCAGCUGCCCACACUGGACUUUGCCAUCAACCAUUACGGCCAGCCUGAUGUAGCAAUGUUUGACUUCACCUGCAUGUAUGCUUCAGAAAAUGCCGCCAUGGUGCGCCAACGCAAUGGGCACAAGCUGCUAGUGGCGCUUGUUGGCGACAGCCUGUUAGAGCCCUUCUGGCCCAUGGGGACUGGCAUAGCCCGAGGUUUCCUGGCAGCCAUGGACUCGGGCUGGAUGGUGAAGAGCUGGGCCCAAGGAAAAACCCCUCUUGAGGUGCUGGCUGAGAGGGAGAGCAUAUACCGCCUUCUGCCUCAGACCACACCAGAAAAUGUCAGUAAGAACUUCAGUCAGUACAGUGUGGAUCCUACAACUCGUUACCCCAACAUUAGCCUCAACUUCCUCAAACCUAGCCAAGUGCGGCACCUGUUUGACACAGGGGAGUGCAGGGAAGUUCGCAUCGAAAUCGAGAAUGUGAUCAACUCAUCAACCCCCAAGUUGGCCAGGAAUGACAACUGCCUGCUUGACAAGCAGUUGCAAGAAUCCAUAGCUCGGUCCAGUAAGCUGCUCAACUGGUGCCAGAGGCAAACAGAGGGCUACAGGAAUGUUAAUGUGACAGACCUCACCAUGUCUUGGAAGAGCGGCCUGGCCCUUUGUGCCCUAAUUCACAGAUACAGGCCUGAUCUUAUUGACUUUGAUUCUCUGGAUGAACGAGACCAGGAGAAGAACAACCAGUUAGCUUUUGACGUGGCAGAGAGGGAAUUUGGCAUCUCGCCAUGCAUGACGGGCAAGGAGAUGUCCUCUGUGGUGGAGCCAGACAAACUCUCUAUGGUCAUGUACCUCAGUCAGUUCUAUGAGAUGUUUAAGGACACAGUGCCACCUGGAGAUAACCAAAAUCUGAGUCCAGAAGAGAAGGCUGCGUUGAUAUCGAGCACAAAGUCUCCCAUAUCUUUCCUUAGCAAGCUGGGUCAGAGCAUAGCAAUCUCCAGAAAACGAAACCCCAAGGACAAAAAAGAGAAGGAUUUAGACGGUUUGGGGAAGAGAAGGAAAACCAGCCAGUCUGAAGAUGACGAGGUAUCGAGGACCAAUCGUGACGACAGGCCAUCUGUUCCUGCUAUCCUGUCGGAGAGAAAAAUGGAUUCUGCUGCUGUGGGGAACAACAACAAAGUGAAGGUCAUGGCCACCCAGCUGCUUGCUAAGUUUGAGGAGAAUGCUCCCACUCAACCUACAGGACUCAAACGACAGGGGGACUCGCUGCCCAAUCUGGACCGUCUUUUGCCCCCUUCCCCACUCCCUGUGAAAGAGCCAGUGCGUCUGGCACCUGUCCCAGCAUGGAGAAAGAGACGCACACAGCAGCAGGAGAAGCUGAGCAUUCGGUACAAAGAGAUGAUCAAGUGUCAGACGUUGCCCAGCAGAGGGGAACAGGCCAGAAGUGGCGCAGACCAGCUGUACAGCUCAGGCUCUCGGAGCUGCCCAAAGAAAACCAUUCUGCUCCCUUCUUCCUCCUCCACUUCCUCGCUCUCUCUCCACUCAGAGCAGUAUGUAAGGAUGUACACAGGGGGCGUUAGCUCAUUGACCGAGCAGAUAGCCAGUCAGCUUCAGUCUCCCAAGCCCACACAUGUACCUGAAAAGAGGGAUUUGGGCUCGCUCAGGAAAGAAUUCCCGGUCAACAUCGGAGGCAGCGAUGUUUGUUUCUUCUGCCGAAAACGUGUGUACGUGAUGGAAAGGCUGAGUGCCGAGGGGAAGUUCUUCCAUCGCAGCUGUUUCAAGUGCGACUACUGCGGCACGACUCUACGACUGUCCUCUUAUGCUUUUGACGUCGAGGACGGAAAAUUUUACUGCAAGCCCCACUACUGUUACCGCCUGUCUGGGUAUGCUCAGAGGAAGAGGCCUGCUCCCUCUGCGGCUCCAGUCACAGCCAAGGAGAAUCAGACCCCCCAAACACCUACUACGACCGUGGAUGCCCCUGGAAGGGCGAUGGCAGCAGCUGCCCCCUCGGCUGACCUCCAACCCUCAGUGCUGGAAGUGAACGGCCUGCAGGAACCGAGCCUAGCUAAACGCCUAAAGGGAACUCCAGAACGCAUUGAGCUGGAGAACUACCGUCUGUCCCUGCAGAGGGAGGAGGAGCUGGAGGAGGUGCCUGAGGAGACGCUGGCGGAGCACAAUCUCAGCAGUGUGCUGGACAAGGCCACAGAUGCUGACCUGGGUUCUAGUAGCUCAGAGUCAGACAUGGAAGAGGAGGACGAGCAGGAGGAUCAAGAAGAGGUGGAGGUGGAGGAGCAGCCUCCCAGCCCGUCAGACCUCGGCGGCGUUCCGUGGAAGGAGGCGGUAGAGCUCCACGCCAAGCUGAGGGGCGAUCACUGUGAGGAGGGAGAGGGUGAAGCUUUGGCUGACACAGGCAGCAGAGAUGGGGAAGUAGACGAAGAGGACGAGGAGGAGGAUGAGGAUGAGGAGGAUGAAAAUGAGGCCGAAGAAGAUGAGGAGUCGAGCGAAGAGGGGGAUUACUGGCCCUGGGAUAAAGAACUCCAGUCAGGCCUUUGGCUGGAGAAGUACCUUACAGACGAAGAGGAUGUUGGUACAUUUAAAGCGAGGAAUCUCCACAUCCAACAAGUCCUGCAGCCUGUGGAUCCCAGCGCCAUUCCAGGUUUGAGAGCACAUCUGGAGUCUGAGGGAGACAAGGAUGAUGGCCAGCUGGCCUCAGCCUCCCAACUCUCCCAGCCCUCUGAGCUCACGCAGCCCUCCUCUGCAGAGCCCUGCGAAGAUGAAGUACUCGAAGCAGAAGCAGACAGUCCAGAUAUGGAGCCUGGCACAGAGAUGGAUCAGGAUGACAUCCCUUCGGAUGCGGAAGCUGAGGCUCGUUUGCACCAGUCGGAGCACGAUGAAGCGCUUCCCGAGGAAGACAAGAAAUCGGAAAGCUUGGCAACAGCUUCCAGUAUUGAACCAUCCAGCAUCAGCCUGCUGCAGAAGGACGAUAUCGUUCUUUUCCCGCUUAAACCAUCCCCAGAACCUGAAACACAGAUAAGUCCAGUAAAAUCUCCUGGUCUCCGCUUUUUUCCUGAUCCUUUCAUACCUGAGAAAACAAAGCCAGAAAAGAUGACUCCAUCUCCAACUUCCAGGAGCCCACUGUGCCCUUCACCUGCUCCUGUCCAGGAGUUGUCUCCUGUUCCCUCACCUACUAAUGCUGCUGCUUCUACACCAGUUAAAACCCCAACUUCUGCUUCAUCUCCUCCUCCUUCACCCACCAAACCACCUGCUGUCUCUCCACUACAGCCACCCAUUGAGUCACCAGUGAGCUCACCAAUUUGCUCCCAGCCUACACCCCUGCCCGAAACUCAAGGACCUAAAUCUCCCGUCUUUCCUCACCGCUCCAUUUGCCCUCUCACAGGAAACCCCCUCUCCCCGAUCUGUGCCCAGCCGUUGCCCUGCCAUGAACCCUCAUCACCCCUCACCUCUGAUUCUCCCGUCAGAACUCAGCCCGUCCCUGCAGUCACUUCAACACCCUUGGCUAAAACCAACAAGGCCACGCCAGAGCCUUCAAAUUCCUCGACGGAAGAAACGCCGUCUAAAAAGACGGAUAUCAUUGAGGAAUUCUGGUUGAAGAGUGCUGAGAUAAGAAAGAGCCUCGGUCUGUCUCCUUUGGACCGCAGUAGUAAAAUCUUAGAAAGGAGUGUUGUUAAGACUCCAACUCAGGACUCCAACUUCGCUAAGACACAAACGCCAGAUGUGUCUGGGGAACAGAAGCCUGCCUUCACUGGCCGGGCUGUGAUUCGCAGACUCAGUAUCACUCUCGAGGGUCAGGUCAUUACUCCUAUCGCUCCUGUUGAGCCCAAGAGCAAUGGCUCUGAUAAAAGGGACAUCAGCAGCAGCUCAGGCCUGGGCUUGAAUGGAAGUGUGGCCACAAGCCAGACGGUAAACAGUGACAGCUAUAACACGUCCGACUCGGCUAUGCUGACACCACCUUCCAGUCCGCCGCCACCCGUGCCUGCUAAUCAGUCUCCAGCCGUGCUCAGGCAGCAGAGACAUCAGGUGUCCUGGACCAACGGAACAGAAAAACUUCCAUCUGAGCAUGCCAAAGAGCCAGCAAAAGCCACUACCCCUGUUCCUGCACCCAGGACCCAGCUGAGCCCCGUAUCUGUGCCCAAACCAGCACCCAGGAAGCUCUCCUCACCUCAGGCAGCUCCAGAAACAACCCCGGUGGUCGUGAUGAGGGAGAAGAAGAGGGAGAAGCCACGGCCGGAGGAGAUGAGGAAGUCAUUUGUGGAGACGGUGGAGGAGAUUCCUUUUGCUGACGAUGUGGAGGAGAGCUACGACGACCGGACACCAGACACAAGCAUGAACAGGUAUUACACUCCGCCCACGAGCAAGCCGAGCAGGGAAAAACCUCCCCUUCAUUUGGCACUAGCAAUGGAAAAUGGUAAACCCAAUAUCCCAGUCAACCCAGUCUCCAAGACCCAGAGGGCAACUCAAUUCUCUCCAGAAGCCAGGGAGAUUGCUGAGGAGAGAAUAAGGGCCAGAGAAAAAUCUGUCAAGAGCCCGGCUCUAAAAGAAGCUAUGGCCAAGCAGUUGAGCAAAAUGAAAGAGUCCGAUGGGGAAAAGGGCGCCUCACCUAAAGUGGCCUGGAAUGUAACACCAGACACUGUUGGAAAAAGUAAAAAGUCAGCUGCAUCUCCAAAGACAUCAGCUGUGAAAGCUUUAGAGUCAAAGAAGUCCGAGGCCCUGUCGGAGCGUUUCUUUAGCAGUAACAAGAGUCUGGACAGCUCGGUGGCUUCGUCAGACGGCUCCUCUACAAGUAAAAGUAAGAAACGAAGCUCCCUCUUCUCACCGCGGAAAAACAAGAAGGAGAAAAAAGCCAAGAACGACAGCAGCAGGCUCUCGGGUGCAGAUGAGACGCCUCCAAAACACAAGUCUCUGUGGAAGGCUGUCUUCUCAGGGUACAAGAAGGACAAGAAGAAGAAGGAUGAUAAGUCGUGCCCGAGUACACCGUCAUCCAGCUCCACUACUCAGGACUCUGGGAAGAGAAGGACAUCACCUCUUGCAAGAUCUUCGGUAGACUUGAAAACGCGGAGAAACCUGAGUUUCUCCGAAGAUUCCGACCUGUCCUGUGACGACGUUCUGGAGAGAUCCUCCCAGAAGUCCAAAGCAGAUAGGCAUGUGGACAUCUUUGACCUAGUAUCAGGCAUGCAGAAGGAGGCAAUAAAGGAAGAGAAACUGGAAAAGGAGAGGAGGGAGUUGAAGGAAAAAAGGGGGGUGAAAGAGAGGCAUAAAAAAAGGGGACAGGAGAAGGUUAAGCGAGAAAUGGAGAAAGACGACGAGGAGUCUGUUUAUGUCCCUCACGCACUGGCGUUCAAGAGAUCGUAUGCCACAAAGAAAACCUACACGGAGGAAGAGCUUAAUGCCAAGCUGACGCGUAGAGUCCAAAAAGCUGCACGACGACAGGCCAAGCAGGAGGAACUGAAGCGGCUCCACAGAGCCCAGAUCAUCCAGAGGCAGUUGGAGCAGGUGGAGGAGAAGCAGAGGCAGCUGGAAGAGAGGGGCGUAGCUGUGGAGAAAGCUUUGAGAGGAGAAGCAGGAUUGUAUAAAGGUACUUGUACAUUACCCAAACAGCACAAAAGAAGAUCAGACUAUUGGGGAGAUUCUAAUUACAGUGAAAUCCUGGACUUGCAUCUGGGCGGUAUGGGUAAGAAAGACGAUCCUAAACUAAUGCAAGAGUGGUUCAAGCUGGUGCAGGAGAAAAAUGCCCUAGUCCGCUACGAGUCCGAACUCAUGAUAUUUGCCAGAGAGUUGGAGCUGGAGGACAGACAGAGCCGACUGCAGCAGGAACUCAGGGAACGGAUGGCCGUGGAAGACCACCUGAAAUCUGAGAAGGAACUGGCUGAGGAGAAGCAGAUCCUGAAUGAGAUGUUGGAAGUGGUGGAGCAACGAGAUGCCUUGGUUGCCCUCCUGGAGGAGCAGAGACUUCGAGAGAAGGAGGAAGACAAGGACCUGGAGGCUGUUAUGCUCUCUAAAGGCUUUAACCUCAACUGGGCUUGAUGGGAGGGAAAUCAUUUCACGUCAAGUUUUCGACUGCUCGUAGGCGGUCUCAGUCUCACGUGGGCGUCUUUGAUGUGGAUAUAUCUGCUGAACUUUGACACAGGCAUUUGGCCUAAAACUGUCACACCUAGAGCAGCGAAUGUGUGAAGAACCCCGACAACAUAAUAUGUACACUACGGCUGCCUGUGAUGUUGGAGCAGUCUGCAGCGUUUACACAUCCUCUGCCCAAAGGCAGUACAUGUUAAUCACUUUGCAGUUAUGCUUGCUGUCUCAGUCUGUGGGUGGAGACGUGGUGUGUAUAUUCACAACUUUAACAUCUCAACCUUGAAGAUUGGGGCGGGGGGGGGGUUAGGAGAGCGUUUAAAGACUUUGUUCUCGACUAUUUAAAGGGAAGAAUGCAGUUUGGUCCUGCUGAUGUACAGGAAUUGUAAAAACAAAAAUGGGGGGGGGGGGUAUAAUCGUGCAGUACGAGUCCCAUUUUCAGUAGAUGAGGGUCCUCGGUCUUAGUGCUGCAGAGGUGUGUUUUAAAUGUCAGAGCAAGGUCUCCUAGCUCGCUCUUUUCAGUCCGACCGUAGAACGGACAUACUCUGCUGAAGCUGCCUUUUUUCUCCCUAGUGACAAACUCACUUCAGCAUCCUUCAGAAACCACAAAUACAUCAUAAAACGCUCCAGGGCUUUUUUUUUCUUUCCUUUUCCCCUGCAGUCUGUCACCACUAUGAAUCCAUUAAAUAUGUCCAUGUUUUAUGUAUUUAUUAUCAUGUUUUGCUUUUAACAGUUAAAAAAAAAGGUUUUGUUUUAAUUUUAUUUGUAUUCACAGGAGAGUGCCCAGAAUCUCAUUAUCUCGCAUAUCUCUCUUGUAUCUCGCAUACGUGCCACUGCAUGUCAGGAAUUAUGGCUUCAGGCACAUAGAAGACUUGGAUGCAAAUAUUUAAGCAUUUCACAUGAGUUGAUGACGAUAAUGGGCCUCUCUGUGAGCUCUCAUUGGCUGUAUAUCACACUGACCGUUAACGUUUACAAGUACUUGUUCACAUUUUGGUUCCUGCUUUGUUAAACAGUAAAAACAAUCCUCGGGAAAGACUGUAUUAACAAUGGGAUGUUAUUAACGACCUGACGUUACUGUUGUUAGCAUGGGAGGACUUUCUGUGGGGAAGAGAGAACACUACACAACUAUAUAUUGCAGUGUUAAUACUUUACCUUUGAAAAAGAUGCCUUUUCAUUUCCAUUCUAUAAACUUAAGUUAUUUUUUUUGUUUAGAUUUUUUUGAGGUAUCCAAUAAUCACAUCUGUGUGUUCCACUGGAGCUCAUGAUUUGUACUUUUUUUUCCCGUUUUUUUAAAAACCACUUUUCUACAGCACGUCCCCAAACUACACAUAAAUGGGACCCUAAAGAACUGCACAAGCUACAUUGAAUGAGAAAAUUGGUUUGGUUUAUCCGUUGGACAUCCUUUGUAGACUAGUAGGCCUCUUUGCCAACUGUACAAAUCCAGGUGGGCACUGUUUUACAGUGUAGAAAUGUCAGAGGCUAUAUUUAUGACUUGUUAGGAGCUGUGAAUAUUACACAAUUUUAUGGGUUGUUGUUUUAGAUUGUGUGUUCCAAGUUUGACAUGAUUGUAUUGAUAUUUAUUAACCUGUGCAAAUUGUAUCAUAUGUAAAGAAAGUGAAUCCUAAUUUUUAAACUACUCUGUCGACAAACGACUUGUAAUGUAAAUGCUUCAUGUAGCUAAAAUUCAUAGGGGUGUUGGAUGUAUGCUGAAAACGGCAAUAAACGAUGCAGUUCUUUUA
Messenger RNA from Pelmatolapia mariae (spotted tilapia), 9536 nucleotides. It is a transcript of the gene mical3a, whose product is annotated as microtubule associated monooxygenase, calponin and LIM domain containing 3a. The transcript has 43 exons. Lineage: Eukaryota; Metazoa; Chordata; Actinopteri; Cichliformes; Cichlidae. Gene Ontology annotation, molecular function: protein binding; FAD binding. Bases 679 to 7755 code for a protein of 2358 amino acids. The record is from RefSeq and is a predicted model, not a curated record.